Messenger RNA from Hemicordylus capensis (graceful crag lizard), 1253 nucleotides. RefSeq lists its product as uncharacterized. The record is from RefSeq and is a predicted model, not a curated record. The transcript has 7 exons. The coding region runs from base 202 to 1128 and encodes 308 amino acids. NCBI's taxonomy places the organism in Eukaryota, Metazoa, Chordata, Lepidosauria, Squamata, Cordylidae.
CACUUGGCAGCGUUUUAGAUUAGCUGAAGCAUCUUCGAUAAAUUGGCUGUCUUUGGCUGUCAGUUUAUUAGCAGCUUAUCAGCUUAGUUGUCAAGAUAGGUGGCUGUUGGUCAUGUGUGGCCUGCAGGUCUCACCCAGAGGCAGAACCAAAGGAUGAAGAUGAAGAGGGGGCACUGACAGGUCAUUCCAGAAACCCAACCCAUGUUGCACCAUUUUCUGGGGGACUCCCCAAUGUUUUGGGGGACACUCUGGGGGAAAGAGCUCAUUGAGGAACCCUCCAUGCCAGAACCCCUUCCAGCACCUCGCAUCACCAACAACAUCCUGGGCGAAGUGCUCAUUGAGGACCCCUCCGUGCCAGAACCUCUUCCAGCACCUGGCAUGAACAAUGACAUCCUGGAGGAAGAGCUCACUGAGGAACCCUCCAUGCCGGAACCUCUUCCAGCACCUCGCAUCACCAACGACAUCCUGGAGGAAGAGCUCAUUGAGGAAACCUCAAUGCCAGAACCCCUUCCAACACCUUGCAUCACCAAUGACCUACUGGGGAAAAUGCUCAAUGAGGAUACCUCAGUGCCAGAACUGAGGGUUCGCCGCAUUUUCCAACAGUUCCCUCGUUCUCUCAGGGCCAUCAACCUGCGAAUUGGACACACGCGGACAAGGCUCAUCCGCAGUGAAGUUCGGCUGCAGUGGUGGGAAAGGGAAGAUGUUCCUGCAGACCCUGCUGCACUUCUCCAGCCCUCUGGGUCUGAUUCAUCAUUGUCCUCUGCCUCCCUGGAGGUUGCCUCCAUCCCACCCUCUACUUCCACCUCUUCCCUCCUCCUGCAUCCCUCUCCACCUCCUCCUCCUUCCCCACCUCCUCUGGAGCUGGACCUCAGCAAUGUGAAAGAAACUCUGCAGAGUUUGGUAGAGAUGCAGGUCCAUCAGCUGUGUGACCGCCAAAGAGACCUCUGCAGCUGCCAGGAAUGCUUACAAAGCUUCAAGGCACUGAGGGGACAAUUGAGGCGGCUAAGGAGCAGACUGGCCAGGGUGGAAGCCACGAUGGGGUUCGUGGUUCCUCCAAGGGAGCUGGACGUUGCUGAGGAAGAAGGGGAAGGCAAAUUAAAAGAGACAACUGUGCUACUAUUUACAUAAGAAGCAAUAAAAUGCUGUGUAUAUAUUUUUUAAAAAUUAAAUAUUUGUUUUAAUAGGAUGUAGAGAUAGAACAGCAAUAAAACUUGCAUAUUUAUUGUUUUAAAAAAUAAAAUGUUUUAUUUUAA